GCAGAAGCAGCGACGCCUCCUCAGUGGAACUGACUUGCAAUAGCGAGCUUUCUCUGCUGCACAUUUGUGGCUUCUGUGGACAUAUUAGUAACCAGCGGUUUUAGCUCCCAGUCUCACAGAGUUGCCAGAGAGGUUAGAAGUCAUUUGAAAAGCCUAUUAGCCGAAUCUUUCUGAUCCAGAAGGCCAGCUGGCUUCUCCUGAGCUACUUUCAAUUCGCAGCAACCACUGAUCCUGGUCCAGGUGACUGGGGAAGACGCUGAGGGUAUAAACCCAAACAUUGAACCUGAAGACCCAGCGCAAAGUAGAAACUGAAAGUACCCUGCUUAGUCUGCCGGCAGAUCCUACGGAAGUUAUGGCAAAGCCAGAGCGCCUGGGUGGCCGGUGAUGCAUGCGGCCCCUCUUGGGAUGGAUGGACCAGGCGUGGCGUGGGUGAGAGGAGUCAGCUGCCUGAACUGCCCUGCCCAGCACCGGUUUGCGGCCACCCGGUGGAUGACCGGGGUCCUGGGAGUGAUUAUGGGUGGUGAGAGCCGGCUCCUGCUGCAGUCCCAGUCAUCAUGACUACACCCACCUCCCGCAGACCAUGUUCCAUGGUACUAGCGAACCAAAAACAUUUGAGGGAGUACUUAUCAGAAACCAAAUAAAAGAUGUGGAGACCUGAGAGACUGCCCAAGAAAAUGAUGGAAGGCUGCCAAGGUGCCCCUGCAGGAGCUCACUGUACAGCUAGAGACACCGCAUCCCUGUCUUCUUUGCAAUGCCCUGGGUUCUGAAAUUGCCUUUCACUUUAACCCUUGGAUUACCUACAACCUGGAGAGAUAAAAGGACAAAGGAAAAGCAAAGGUGUAAUUUAAACGAGGAGGCUUUUCCCAUUGAGAUACAUCCAUAUCGGACAUGCCUUAUUUUCUUAGUAAAGAAAAUAUGAAAAUAUUAAACUCACGGGAGUUAAAUUUCUUUUAGAUAUAUCUUUGGAAUUCCUCCACUGAUCCUUGUUCUGCUGCCUGUCACAUCAUCUGAGUGCCACAUUAAAGACAAAGAAGGUAAAGCAUAUGAGAGUGUACUGAUGAUCAGCAUCGAUGAAUUGCUAUUUUCCUGAGAUGAUGUAAUUUCCAAGGAGGAAUUUGAUGGGAAGAAUGACUUUAAGAAUGCUCUCACUUGGGAGAGAGUUUACACCCAACUGACCAUGGAUCUCACCACAGGGACAAAAUGACAGGAACUGAUAGUAAUUGCCCGAAUAAUGAACCAAACUUUUUUAGAAAACAUGUAUGUGAUGAUACAAAGGAAGCUGCUUUUCUAAAUCGUGCUGCUCGCAAGUUGAAGCAAUUUCUUAAAAUGAAUAUCAGUGAAGAAUUCAAUGUCCACUUACUAACAGUAUCACAAGGCACACAAACACUGGUGAACUGCACAAGUAAGGAAGAAAAAAACGUAAAGGAACAGAAAAAGAAUGAUGCAUGUUUCCUAAAGAGACUACUGAGAGAAAUAAAAACUUGUUGGAAUAAAAUUUUGAAGGGCAGUAUAUAAACAGGACAUGUAGUAACAACCUCCAAGAAUCUACUGGUUCAUAUACUUGGAGAGGUUGAAACCCUUCCAGAAGUUCCUGGAUGCCUCCUGCUCAAAUAAGCCAAGCAGCUGAGAAAUCUACAGUGAGGUAUGAGAUGAUGGACACAGAAAUGCAGCUGACUGCUGCCGUCAGCAUAUACAUAUAAAGAUAUAUCAACUAUACAGAUUUUUGUAAUGCAAUCAUGUCAACUGCAAUGCUUUUAAAACCGUUCCAAAUGUUUCUAACACUACAAAGUCUACAAAAAGCAAGGCUAUGAAGAUUCAGAGUCACCACUGUUUUCUUAGCAAAAUGAUGGUAUGGUUAAACAUUCAUUGGUGAACCACUGGGGGAGUGGAACUGUCCUGUUUUAGACUGGAGAUACUGGAGGGCUCACGGUGAUGGAUAAUGCUCUUGAAAACAAGAGUCUAUCUUAAAGCAGCAGCAAAAAGAAGCUUAAGGCACUUAAGGCAUCAACAAAUGUAGUUAAAUAUGAAUGUAUAACACAUAACUUCAGUAAAGAGCAUAGCAGAUAUUUUUAAAUAAAAGUAUUUUUAAAGAUAGAAAUGCACUUAUUCCAAAGAUACUGAACCUUAGUAUUCAGUCGCUUUUGACACUUGUGUAUAAUAAAGCUUAUAUAACUGAAUUUUCAAUUUGAAAAGUAUAUUUUUAAAAGAAUAAUAUAUGCUAGACUUUUAAUUAAUGUAUAUGUUUAAUUUUGGCAUUCUGUCUGUCUCUCUGUCUCUCUCUCUCUCUCUCUCUCUCUCUACCUAUCUAUCUAUAUAUAUAAUUUUCAUAUACUACCAAUUGCGUACUUUGGAUAGUGUCUCUUUUUAACCUAAAUGACCUUUAUUAACACUGUCAGGUUCCCUUACUCUCGAGAGUGUUCAUUGCUGCACUGUCAUUUGAUCCCAGUUUUAUUGAACACAUAUCCUUUAACACACUCACGUCCAGAUUUAGCAGGAGACUAGGACCCUAUAACUUUGUUAAGAGAGAAAACACUAAUUUCUUGUUUUAUAGUAGGGUCUUAUUCGUAUCUAAGGCAGGCUAGGAUUGCAGACAUGAGCCAAUAUGCUUAAUUAGAAACAUUCUUUUUAUGUUAAACUCAUGUCUUUUACAAGAUGCCUACAUAUAUCCUAUGUAUAUGCCUGUUUAAAUCCUUUUUUGUAAGGUCUGCUGUCUUCCUUCAGUUGUAAUGGAAAGAAACACUAUGUUGUAGAGGCCAAAUUUCUGAAAGUGAUAAGGGUUUGCUUGUACUGAAUUCUCAUUCUCCUUGCUUUUUCCAGCCACGUGAGCAUCUAGCUAUCUAUACGCUGGAUGUAUUUGACCGAUGCCUGCUCCACUGGCACAUUGCAUGUGUGGUAGCCAUGCCUUCUUGCUUCUCCUUUUCCCCAACCCCUAUAAUGCUCUACUCAGUGGUACAGAUAGCUGGGAUUAUCACAAUUUUGAGAGAAACACCAAUUGUUUAAAGUUUGUUUCAUAAUCACCAUUUGCCCAGAAAACAGUUCUCUCAACUUGUUUGCAACAUGUAAUAAUUUAAGAAACUCAAUUUUGUUAAUGGACUUUCGAUAACUUCCUUAGAUAUCCCACAUCUCCUACGUGUCAGUCCUUUGUCCUGAGGAACUGGUAAAAUGGGUAAGCCCUUAGCUAGCGAACUGAAGGCAUUCGCAUGUGUAAGAUAAUCUCUAUACCUGCAAGGCUGUCUGGAUGGCUCCCUACCAAUAUUGAACAAUAUUCUGAUUUUGGCAAAAUAAAGGAUAAUAUUUUAAAAUGCUUAUUAAAAGUUUUAAAAAUUU
Messenger RNA from Mus musculus (house mouse), 3327 nucleotides. RefSeq names its product interleukin 7 (gene Il7). The transcript has 7 exons. Gene Ontology annotation, biological process: positive regulation of chemokine production; cytokine-mediated signaling pathway; positive regulation of cytokine-mediated signaling pathway. Gene Ontology annotation, cellular component: extracellular region. The record is from RefSeq and is marked reviewed. Lineage: Eukaryota; Metazoa; Chordata; Mammalia; Rodentia; Muridae. The coding region runs from base 1201 to 1515 and encodes 104 amino acids. Gene Ontology annotation, molecular function: growth factor activity; cytokine receptor binding; cytokine activity.